This is a messenger RNA of Eufriesea mexicana, 447 nucleotides long. It is a transcript of the gene MED11, whose product is annotated as mediator complex subunit 11. The record is from RefSeq and is a predicted model, not a curated record. The coding region runs from base 83 to 421 and encodes 112 amino acids. The transcript is spliced from 3 exons. NCBI's taxonomy places the organism in Eukaryota, Metazoa, Arthropoda, Insecta, Hymenoptera, Apidae. Gene Ontology annotation, cellular component: mediator complex. Gene Ontology annotation, biological process: regulation of transcription by RNA polymerase II. Gene Ontology annotation, molecular function: transcription coregulator activity.
AUCCUUCCUUCGUCUUUCUACUCACUUUUCCCAUAAUUUCUUUCAGAUUGAAUGUGAAACCGAUUAGUUUCCAAAAUUUGCAAUGACACCACCAAUGGAGAGAAUACAAAUCCUUGAAACGAUCGAAAAGGAUAUUAUUGUGUGCCUGCAAAGUGCAGGGCAAGCUUUUGUGGAGCUCAGUAAAGAAAAAUCCAGUUUGAAACAAGCUGAAGCACAAACUCAACAAUUCUUAAAGACUCUAGGACAUGUAGAGUCUAAAUUAAGUGAACAAAUUAAUUAUCUAACUCAAGUUUCAACAGGACAACCACACGAAGGUUCUGGAUAUGCAAGCCAAAAGGUACUCCAAAUGGCAUGGCAUAGGUUAGAACACGCACGAAGCAGAGUAAACGAAUUGGAACGUAUUAAAAGUAAACCAAGAUGAGCACAUCUUAUUUAUAUAUACAUAUA